AUGGGAGAUGCACCAGCCACGUCCAACUCGGCAAGCGAGUAUCCAACACCCGAUGCCGUGACAGGCCAAAGCCUUGGAUCGUCGUCCGCAGAUGCCCACUUGCUCUACUCGACAGGAAACAACUCUACAGAUAGCCAGCUGUCUUCCACACCGCAGUUUCAACAUCAGUAUCCGGGAGGCGGGGGACACAAUGCUUAUGCGUCGGCCUACGAAAUGCCUCAAUCUCAGGGACCUCAGGGACCCGGCCGGGGUGGCGCCUUCAACAUGAACGCGAUGGCCAAUGCUUUACCGCAGCCUGGUUACCGGCCUGCGCAGUACAUGCCCGGCGCCCAGAGGUACAACCCGGCUGGAUCAACACCGAAUAUGGUUGCUCAGAUGCACUCUGCACCGCCCUACCCCGGACAAGGCGCCAUGGGCACUGUCCCCAAUCAGCAGUACUAUAUGCCUCAGCAUGCCCACGUUGGACCGUACUAUGCGGGCCCGAUGUCGCCGACCCAGCAGCAGCAAGGCAACAUGUCUCCUCGAACCAACAUGGGGUACUACCCGGCACAGGUCAUCAUGAACAACCAACAAGCGGCGGCGCCGGGCUCGUACUACUAUACGCAGACGUCGCAAUACGCGCCUCAAAGCCAGAUGGUCCCGAACCAGUUUGUCUCGCCGGCCCCGCCGCCCGCCGAGAAUCGAUCCAUGUCUGCACCAGGUGGUAUACCACAGACCGGUCCGGCUUUCAUGUACGACCAAGGCCAACAACAGCAAAGCGUUCAGCAGAGCAGCCAGUCGAAUGUCGUUCGCGGGCCACCUCGAAAGCCAAAGCAAAGCGGUCAUGCUAUUUGGAUCGGCAAUCUUCCUCCCGCUACGGACCUUAUGAGCUUGGUGCACCAUGUCUGCGGCGAGGCUGAGGGACUCGAGUCUCUAUUCUUGAUAUCCAAGAGCAACUGCGCCUUUGCAAACUUCAAAGACGAACAAAGCUGCGUCGCGGCGCAACAGAAGCUGCACGAUUCGAAAUUCCAAUCGGUGCGUCUUGUCAGCCGCCUACGGAAGAGCACGGUAGAAGGAGCGUCAGGCGUGACUGCACCGACGGGACCCGCCGCCUCGGCGCCACAGCAGGCAGCGCAUCACGAUUCUGCCAGCGACACGUUUGCAGAAGAUGACACGGAAAAGUCGACGAAGACGUCGCCCCCGCCGCCGGCCGCCGACGGCCAGACGGCAGCGCGGCCCGAAGUCAGCCUACGCAAGGACAAAUUCUUCAUACUCAAGAGCUUGACGGUGGAAGACUUGGAUUUGAGUGUACGCACGGGAAUAUGGGCUACACAGUCACACAACGAGAGGGCAUUGAACAGUGCUUUCAAGGCGGCCGACAACGUAUACCUUGUCUUCUCGGCGAACAAAUCGGGCGAAUACUUUGGCUAUGCGCGGAUGACGUCACCUAUGGACGAGGACCCUGCGGCGGCGAUCGAGUUUGCACCACAGGCGCAAUUCGCCAACGAUGUGGAUCUGCCCAAGGCCAUCCCCACCGAAGCGACCGAGUUCGCACCGCGAGGCCGGAUUAUAGACGAUUCGUCGAGGGGUACUAUAUUCUGGGAGGCGGAGAGGCAAGAGUCGCCAGACGCUGCGGCGGCGGCGCCGCCCGACGUCGAGGAGACUGCGUCGACCGGCGAGGCCGACGAUUCCAGCAGCGUGAGGAGCGGGCAGGAAGGCGGCGAGUCGAAGGCCUGGGGCAAGCCCUUCAAGCUGGAGUGGAUGUCCACGACGAGGCUCCCCUUCUAUCGGACACGUGGCCUGCGCAACCCUUGGAACUCGAACAGAGAGGUGAAGAUUGCCAGGGACGGCACCGAGCUGGAGCCGUCGGUCGGCCGGCGCCUGAUCAGCCUCUUCAAUCGCGUCCAGAGCCCGGCGCCGAGUUCACUAGCCGGACCGGGUAUGAGGCACCCACAUAUGCAGAUGAUGCCCGGAUACCACGCAGGACGACCGCCCUACCAGCAAUGA
This is a messenger RNA of Thyridium curvatum, 1986 nucleotides long. RefSeq lists its product as uncharacterized. Gene Ontology annotation, molecular function: mRNA binding; N6-methyladenosine-containing RNA reader activity. The transcript is spliced from 4 exons. Gene Ontology annotation, biological process: regulation of alternative mRNA splicing, via spliceosome; mRNA splicing, via spliceosome. Bases 1 to 1986 code for a protein of 661 amino acids. NCBI's taxonomy places the organism in Eukaryota, Fungi, Ascomycota, Sordariomycetes, Thyridiales, Thyridiaceae. The record is from RefSeq and is a predicted model, not a curated record. Gene Ontology annotation, cellular component: nucleoplasm.